Molecule: messenger RNA, 275 nt
Organism: Meloidogyne enterolobii
Lineage: Eukaryota; Metazoa; Nematoda; Chromadorea; Rhabditida; Meloidogynidae
Source: the annotation of a GenBank genome assembly
GCAAGAUAAUGAUUGGAGGAGCAUAUAGUUUAGUAUUAGAAAUGCCAACUUUUGGUCGUUGGGAUGUUUUAGUAGAAAGUUGCACUUGCAAUGGAGUUUUUCAAUUUUUACAGGGAGGAGGUUGUUUUCGAAGGGAUAAUUUUUGGUUAAAUAAAAAUGAAUGGAGAAGUGAAACAAAUAAAUAUAUUGUUGUUCAUUUUGUAGCUCCCCAAACUUUGUUAAAAUUUGACUGUCAAACACUUGUAGUUAAAUGCUGUGGUUGUUGUGAUGUUUGA